Messenger RNA from Glycine soja, 1035 nucleotides. RefSeq names its product probable caffeoyl-CoA O-methyltransferase 2. NCBI's taxonomy places the organism in Eukaryota, Viridiplantae, Streptophyta, Magnoliopsida, Fabales, Fabaceae. Gene Ontology annotation, molecular function: S-adenosylmethionine-dependent methyltransferase activity; O-methyltransferase activity. The coding region runs from base 1 to 777 and encodes 258 amino acids. The transcript has 10 exons. The record is from RefSeq and is a predicted model, not a curated record.
AUGGGCUGCACACGUAGCUUCCCAUUCAUAACAACCACUGAGUUUGUUAUUGCCAGUGAUGACAACUAUGGCAAGAAGCAGGUCGUUAGUCUCACUCCCUUCCUCUAUGACUAUGUCCUAAAAAAUGUUCGAGAACCAGAGGUGAGGACUGAGGAAGACACCAUUUUGCUUCAUUCAUUCGGUUGCAUUUCAGAUUCUAAGGCAAUUGCGACAGGAGACGGCCUCUAUGCUUGGAAGUCAGAUGUGUCCCCUGAUCUGGCACAGCUGCUCGCAAUGCUUGUGCAGAUUCUUGGAGCAGAACAGUGUAUUGAAGUUGGUGUGUAUACUGGAUACUCAUCACUAGCCUUAGCAUUAGUUCUGCCAGAAUCAGGUCGUUUAGUUGCCUGUGAAAGAGAUGCCAAAUCUCUUGAUGUUGCCAAGAAGUAUUAUCAGCUAGCUGGUGUUUCACAUAAGGUGGAUGUAAAAGUUGGACUUGCAAUGGAUUCUCUAGAAUCUUUAAUUCUAAAUGGUGAAGCAGGAAGCUAUGAUUUUGCGUUUACUGAUGCUGAGAAAAAAAUGAACGAGAAAUAUUUUGAACUGCUACUACAGCUGGUGAGGGUUGGAGGUCUUAUUGUAAUUGAUAAUGUCCUUUGGCAUGGAAAAGUUGCUGACCCAUUGGUAAAUGACCCUAAAACUUUCAGCAUUAGAAAUUUUAAUCAGAAGUUAAUGGAAGACAAGCGUGUAAGCAUCAGUAUGGUACCUAUUGGAGAUGGGAUGACAAUCUGUCGAAAAAGAUGACCAUUUUUGAAAAUUUGUUUGGUCCAUUCUCUCAGGCUCCUUUCAGAAGGAUCUGAGAACUGCCUACUGAUGAUGAACACCAUUUUGGCUCCACAAGGAAUACGGUAUACUAGAUUGUGUGAUCUUUUCUACCUCAAAUUUUGUACGCACUAUAGGUAGCAACCAUUAGCCUUAAAUUCAGUGACCUAUUACUUUUAGAGGCAGAUAUAUUGUACGGAGAGAAAUACUAGUAAUACAUUAUUUAACAAUUCUUUCAUA